UCCACCACCACCACCAGUAGUGGAGGAGGAAGGUGUUUCUCACAGUGCCUAACGGGCGCCUCUCCAAGACGCGAGUGCUCGCGUGAGUUUGUUCGGCCGGCAGGUACCCCAAGGAUAUACAUAUAUAUGAACAAGAGAGAACAAUUCCUUCGAAGGACGUGGAACGUCGCUCGGCAGGAGGGAAGGCCAAGGAGGCCUCCUCCUCGACGAUGCCGUCGUUUCCUCUUCGACGAGCACGCGUAUGUACGACGUCUCGCUCUUUCUUGCAGAGAAAGAAAGAGAGAAAGAGAAAGAGAGAAAAAAAAAUACGUUUCCUCAGAGGAGGAUGAGUUACCGCUGGACAGUGGUGAUAUCAUUGAAAAUGAGACGGUGAUUGGCGAUGGCAGUUGUAUAAGUAUUCAUCAUCAUCGUGAACGUUCUCAAUGUCAUUGUCGGCAACAACGAGAACGACGACACCGACAUCGACACAGACAACAACAACAACAACAACAACAACAACAACAACAACACCAAGAACGAGAAGAAAAACGAAGUCAACGUCUUCGUCGUUCGCAAGAGGAAGAAGGAAAAAAGGAAGACGUAGAGGAGGAGGAAGAGGAGGAGGAGGAAAAAGUAAAGGAAGAAAGUGGUAUAGACUUAGAAGGUAUCCUACAAUAUCCUGGACCAAUGGGACAAGAAAUGAUGUCCGAAGAGAUGGCUCAAGGUUACACGCAACUCAUUCAUCAGGUUCAAGAAUCACAGGAGUUUAUUUCCUUGGAAGAAUUUUGUCCUCGUAUUCAUCAAGAUACACGUGGCCAUGAUAUUUGCGGACAACAUUUUUAUCAUCAUCAUCAUCAUCAUCAUCAUCAUCAUCAACAACAACAACAACAACAGCAACAACAUCAACAUCAACAUCAACAUCAACAUCAACAUCAACAACAACGAAGAUAUUAUAAUCUUUCGACUGUUCAAGAAAGUUCCUGUUCGACGGUCUAUUUCGGCGAGAUAGGCACGGGUUCGGGGGUGGGAGAUUUGACGGGCGUCUCGGCUGGGGGUGCCGACGAGCUUACCCCGACUCCAACCCCCGGCAACGGUAGUGGUAGUGGCAACAACGUCAUCACCCCCGGAACAUCGAACGGCACUAUCAUAAGCAACGCUACCACAACCACCACCACCACCACCGCCGCCGCUACCACCACCACUACCAUCACCACUACUAUUACAACCAAUACCACUAGCAUUAUUACCAGUACCAUUAUCAGCACGCCUACUAGUAUCAUCAGCAACCCUACAAUUACUGAUAUCACUACUUCCGACGUAGAUAUCGUUGCUACAACAACCAACACCAACAACAACACCAUCAUCAACAACAAUAAUAUCACUACCACCAAUACAGUCGCCACUGCCUCCGUAGCUGCAGCUGCUGUCGCUGCCGUCGUCUCCUCCUCUUCCUCCUCCUCCUCCUCCUCCUCCUCCUCUUCUUCCUCUUCUUCCUCCUCCACCUCCUCCUCCUCGUCUAUCAACAACAAUAACAUCACUAUCGCAAAUACCACCACCACCACCACCACCAUCACCGACACAACCCCGCGAAUUGCAACCGGGGCUGAACCGCCCCGGCACAUGGAGACACCCCCGACGAUGGUUCCAGACCAGGCACCCGCCCCCGGACAUCAUUAUCAUAAUCAUUAUCCUCAUCAUCAUCAUCAUCACCAUCAUCAUCAACAACAACAACAACAACAGCAGCAGCAGCAGCAACAACAACAGCAACAACAACAGCAACAACAACAUCAUCAUCAUCAUCAUCAUCAUCAACAACAACAACAACAACAACAACAACAACAACAACAGCAGCAGCAGCAGCAGCAGCAGCAUCAACAUCAUCAUCAUCAUCAUCAUCAUCAUCGUGGAUCAUCCAACAAUACACCAACUCGUAAUCACUGUCAACCUGGCAGCACCGACAACUCCGAGGAUUUUGCUCCAAUUUCGAAAAAAAGAAAAUUGUCUUGUCAGUUCUUUGAAGAAUACCGAACACGAAGAGAAAUUCUUGUAUCGUGUCUACGAUUUUCUUACUCGUUCGAUCGUCCAAGAUCUCAACAAAGAAAAAAUAAAAACGAUGGAAGCGACUUAUUGGAUGAUAUCGGUGAUGAUGCUAAAUCUGUACGCACAAACGACGAUAGUAAAAAGCAGAAUCACAGCGAAAUAGAAAAACGAAGGAGAGAUAAGAUGAACACAUACAUCACAGAACUCUCGGCAAUGGUGCCGAUGUGUCACGCGAUGUCCAGGAAAUUAGACAAGUUGACUGUUCUACGAAUGGCUGUUCAACAUUUAAAAACUAUACUGGGAGCUGUUACCUCAUAUACGGAGGGUCAUUACAAGCCGGCCUUUCUCAGCGAUCAAGAACUUAAAACCCUCAUACUUCAAGCCGCGGAAGGCUUCGUCUUCGUCGUGGGUUGCGAUCGUGGAAGAAUUCUCUACGUAUCCGAGUCGGUAUCACAAACUCUCAAUUACUCUCAGGGUGAUCUUUUGGGUCAGAGUUGGUUCGACAUACUUCAUCCGAAGGACGUAGCAAAAGUAAAGGAGCAAUUAUCCUCGUCGGAUCUAAGUCCGCGAGAACGACUGAUCGAUGCUAAAACUAUGCUGCCAGUGAAAACUGACGUUCCUCAAGGGGUGUCCCGACUUUGUCCAGGUGCAAGGAGAUCUUUCUUUUGUCGAAUGAAACGUAAAGUCGAAGGAGUUAGAUGCGGCGAAUUACAAGUCAAAGAGGAAGCUGAUACGACUACUGGUUGUCAUAGACGAAAAAAACAACAAAAUGUUGAUUGGAAGUAUUGCGUGAUCCAAUGUACCGGAUAUCUGAAGUCUUGGGCACCAGCGAAAAUCGGUUUGGAAGAACAAGAGGGAGAAGCCGAUGGCGAAGCUUGCAAUUUGUCGUGUUUGGUAGCAGUCGGUCGAAUUCAAACUGCGCUUCCAACCUCAUCAACCUCAACGAGAAGACCACGUCUUCGAACUAUAGAGUUCAUCUCGAGACACGCAAUGGAUGGGAAAUUCUUGUUCGUGGAUCAAAGAGCCACACUGGUACUUGGUUUUCUUCCUCAGGAACUUUUGGGUACUAGUAUGUAUGAAUAUUAUCAUCACGAUGAUAUACCACACCUCGCAGAAUCACACAAAACGGCAUUGCAAUCUUCUGAACGUGUUACGACCCAAGUAUAUAGGUUUAGAAAUAAGGGUUCGAAUUUUGUCAGGCUACAGUCUGAAUGGAAAUCCUUCAAGAAUCCAUGGACCAAAGAUAUCGAAUAUUUGAUAGCCAAGAAUUCGACCGUCUAUUGUGACAUACGACAGGCUGGAAAUAGUACGAAUAAAACUGAAAAUUCUAGCGUACAAGAGAAUUAUGAAUACUUCGCUCAAAGCAAUGGAGGCUUGGAAAGACUUAUCUCGAGUCACGUAGAGGUCAGUAAAAUUGGACGUCAAAUAGCAGAGAAUGUUUUGGACCUUCAAAGACGCGGUGAAGAUUCUUCAUCAGGAAGUAGUCCGGGUCCGGUUGUGGAAUCCGCAUUGUUAAAUACCGAGGGAUCAUCUUUCCGACCUAAGUCGCAGAUUACGACCACGGCUUCGCCAGAGAGAAUUCACGAGGUCUCGCAAGUAGGAAUAAGUGCUGAUAACAGCAGUAACAACCCAACGUCCACGUACAACCACGUAGCCAACAACGUUCAACUCAACAGCAUCGCGAACGACCAAGGACCGUUACCAGACGAGGAUAUGAUGGAAAUGAUCGGUGGGACUGCUAUUAAUGAGUCCCCAAAUCCUGUGCCCUCCGAUGGAAAUGAUGAGGCAGCAAUGGCUGUGAUUAUGAGUCUUCUGGAAGCUGAUGCUGGCUUGGGUGGCCCUGUUGAUUUCACCGGAUUACCAUGGCCAUUACCAUAGUGUGGAUUGCAUUAGUGAUUACUUCACAGUGACUUUUUUCAAUAUGUACAUUACAAUUUUGAACAUAUUUAUAUAAGGAUCAUUAGUGAAAAAGUGUAUAUACUAUAAAAUCCCUUCCAUGUACCUGUAAUCAAUACUUUGACAAAAACAUUUUUUAAACAUUCAAGUAUAUAUAUAUAUAUAUAUAUAUAUAUAUAUAUAUAUAUAUAUAUUUAUAUAUAUAUAUAUAAAAUUUUUUAACGAAUCUUUCAAAUAUCCCGAUUAAAUGGUACACUGGUCUUAAGAAAAACUUAAAAGCGCUUAUUCUCAAAGUGUGUAGAGUUAUUCUGGUGCUAAAGUGGUGCUGCGUGGAACAUAAAUCAGUGUAUUCUAUGUGACAUCGUUUAAAGUGUGUCGCUAUCGACAAUUCAUUUUCCACGUGUUAUUAAUGUUUCUUAGCAUUUAUUGUUAUAAAAAAAAAAAAAAAAAAAAAAAAAAAAAAGAAAAAAAAAAGAAAAAAAAUAAGAAA
Messenger RNA from Vespa velutina, 4405 nucleotides. RefSeq names its product protein cycle (gene cyc). Gene Ontology annotation, molecular function: DNA-binding transcription factor activity, RNA polymerase II-specific; RNA polymerase II cis-regulatory region sequence-specific DNA binding; protein dimerization activity. NCBI's taxonomy places the organism in Eukaryota, Metazoa, Arthropoda, Insecta, Hymenoptera, Vespidae. Gene Ontology annotation, cellular component: cytoplasm; nucleus; aryl hydrocarbon receptor complex. The record is from RefSeq and is a predicted model, not a curated record. The transcript has 17 exons. Gene Ontology annotation, biological process: regulation of transcription by RNA polymerase II. The coding region runs from base 127 to 3897 and encodes 1256 amino acids.